AUGUUAUUGCUUGGUUCUACUGCCUUGGCUUUGCUCCUUGGGAGCAGGUCAGUUUCUGCCGGUUCACUGAAGGACAUCAAGCAUGUUGUGAUCUUUAUGCAGGAGAACCGAUCAUGGAAUAGUUACUUUGGCACAAUGGCAGGCGUCCGAGGAUUCAACGACCCAAACGUGCAGGUCAAUCCAGAUGGAUUACCUGUUUGGUACCAACAAGUCGAUCCUGACAUGUCCAAUGCUACGACAACCCUCCUCCCUUGGUAUCUAGGUUACCAAGGAGGGAACACGACAGACGCGAUCCAGUGCAUGGCAGCGGGAGAUAACGGUUACGAGGAUAGCCAUGCCUCGCUCAACGGAGGACUGAACAACCACUGGGCCCGCAAUAACACCCCCUGGAGCUGGGGAUAUUUCAAGAGAGACGAUAUACCUGUUCAUUAUGCUAUCGCUGAGGGUUGGACGACCGGCGAUAUGUAUCAAGAGUCACAAGUAACCUCUACCAACCCAAACCGUGUUACUCUCGUCAGUGGCUCUGUGAACGUUCCUGGCGGUCCUCAAAAGCCUGAUCAAGGCGGCGUUUACAUUGACAACAAUGUAACACCUGGGUGCGAUAGCUAUAAUAUCAAUUGCUAUCCCCUCAAGUGGAAAACAAUCUUUGAAGUCUACGAAGAGGCAGGCGUCUCAUGGCAGGUCUACCAGGAUAAAGACAACUUUGACGACAACCCUCUGGCCCGGUUUGAGCAGUACCAGAACGCUUCGUCUUCCUCACCGCUCGUAGAGAAAGGCAUGGCGUUCUUGGGAUUAGAAACCUUCUAUGAAGCUGCUGCCAAUGGGACCCUUCCGGAAAUCAGCUUUAUUGUCGGCCCUGCAGAGUUGUCAGAGCACCCACCCUAUAUGCCCAAGGACGGUGCCUGGCUGCAGAAGAAGGUUGUGGAUGCUGUGACGAGUAGCCCCAGAUACGAUUCUACGCUGCUCAUGAUAAGCUACGACGAAUCUGGUGGUUACGGAGACCAUGUCAUCCCUUUCCACUCACCAGAAGGCACACCAGGUGAGUGGAUAGAGGACCCUUAUGGCGUUUUUGGAAAGCUAUAUGUUGGACCUGGCCUUCGGGUACCUUUCUAUAUGGUGUCCCCGUGGACCCGUGGCAACCGUGUCUUCACUGAGAGGGCGGAUCAUAAUUCUCAAAUUCUGUUCUUGGAGCAGUGGCUUACGGCGAGGGGCUAUGAGAAUGUGCAGACACCAGAAAUGGUUCACUGGCGCCGGGAACAUAUGUCCAACCUCGUCAAUGCACUGGACUUAGACCAUCCCGACACCAGCCUCCCAAAAUUGCCAAAGGCUGAAGAGCCUGAAAUGUCCUCAGGCGCUUACGUCGGCACAUCCAACUGCGAAGCGACGUUCCCAGAGCCCCGUCCUCCUGUACCAUAUGGGAAGCAGAAUGUGACAGAGUCAUUGUUUUUCGAGGACGGAUACAAAGAGGUUGUCGGCUACCUGACUGAGGGACGGUACCUCGUUUUCGAGAAGUCUGGAUAUGCGCUCACCAAUAUCGGAAACACAAGCAGAUUAAGCAGCAGCGCAGCGCGUUCGGACCACAGUGACAAGAAACAAAGAUGGGUGAUUCAUUAUUCCAGCGGCGAAGAGAGCCAGAUCUUCAAACUCUCUAGUGCACUGGAUGGCAAGUGGCUUGGCCCACACGGAAGUCUGCUGCCAGCUGGUCGCCGGGGCGAUGCUGCAGAAGUGAAGAUUACCUUCCUGGGCAAUGGUCACGGAUAUGGUCUGCAGUAUGUCAACUCGACUGUUAUCACACUGGACGGUCAAGGAGGACUGCAGAUGAACUCUACCAAGCACUCCCGAGAGGGCUACAAAGUGUGGAGUGUCACCUAUCACUAG
Molecule: messenger RNA, 1878 nt
Organism: Aspergillus luchuensis
Lineage: Eukaryota; Fungi; Ascomycota; Eurotiomycetes; Eurotiales; Aspergillaceae
Product: nonhemolytic phospholipases C family protein
Exons: 8
Coding region: 1-1878 (625 amino acids)
Molecular function (GO): hydrolase activity, acting on ester bonds
Source: RefSeq, a predicted model, not a curated record